AUGGCCACGGCUAAGGAGUUUUCAGCCAUGGCCUCAAGUCAUCUCAAGCCCGGCAGGGAUCUGGGGGCCGGUGACCGCAAACGGCGCCGCUCGGUGGAAGCUUGGGCCGCUGGCCGCUCUUGCUUUGUGCUCUCUGGAACUGGCAGUGGCAAGAGUGGCUGCUUCAUCUUGCCAGCGCUGGUUGAGCGCCAUUGGCACCAGACAUAUGGCAGUCAAGGACCUGUCCCCGUGGCUUUAGUCAUCUCGCCGCUGGUAUCGCUGAUGCAUGACCAGGCACAACGUCUUCGGCAGCAUGGCCUUUCGGCUGUGGUUUGUUCUCCCCAGGGCGGAGAGGCAAGUUGGCCACAGGUGCUGCACGCGGUGCAGAAUGGUGCCUUCGUGGUCUUCAUGUCCCCGGAACGGGCUCUGAAGGAGGUCCAUUCGCAGAGGCUGAAGCAGCUUCAGCGGGUGUCUCUGGUUGCGAUUGAUGAGGCGCACUGUGUCUCUGAAUGGGGCCAUGAUUUCCGGGUGCUCCGUGCCUGUUUGUGCAAGGCCUGCAACUUGAGCCAAGGCUGGUUGGUGGCCAUUCAGUGGAUGUGGCUGGUUCCUGGCAUCGCCCAGGGCAUGCCUGGAGGAGACAUUGUGAAAGAUGCCAAAGAUGCGGCGCACUUCACAGCACAUGUGGCUGGCAUGAUCCACACAAGAUCUGCAAAGGCUUGGGCACAACAGAGUGCCAGUCGCAGUGCCGAGGCUUUGGAUCAAGCUCAGACAGCUCUGAAGGAGGUGGAGCGCAUUGAAGCAUGGCAGAAUUCUUUGGGACCUUGCGCAUUGCCAUUAUCGCUGUGCAUUCCAUGGCAUAGCCAUAGCCAUCAUCAAAGGCGAAAGGCGGGCCACCAGGACUUCCUGUAA
Molecule: messenger RNA, 888 nt
Organism: Cladocopium goreaui
Lineage: Eukaryota; Dinophyceae; Suessiales; Symbiodiniaceae
Source: the annotation of a GenBank genome assembly